Molecule: messenger RNA, 1267 nt
Organism: Loxodonta africana (African savanna elephant)
Lineage: Eukaryota; Metazoa; Chordata; Mammalia; Proboscidea; Elephantidae
Gene: SPESP1
Product: sperm equatorial segment protein 1
Exons: 2
Coding region: 1-1071 (356 amino acids)
Biological process (GO): fusion of sperm to egg plasma membrane involved in single fertilization; acrosome reaction
Cellular component (GO): acrosomal vesicle
Source: RefSeq, a predicted model, not a curated record
AUGAAAGACCACUCAGGGGUGUACCUGGGGACAGGCAUAACUGUGACGCCUGAUGAAGAACAAAACUUGAAUCAUUAUGUACAAGUUUUACAGAACUUACUACUAAGUGUUCCCACUAAGGAGGAGCCAGGCCAUAAGCUAAAAUCAAAGCCUCCAAAUAAUGUUUAUUCCACAGGAUCGAAGGUAUCAAAAUUUAAGGAGAUAAUUACACAUGCAGAAGCUGUAAAUGAGAAUGAUGUUUUAAUCAAUCCCAUCAGUGAAGAAACUACAGCUUUCCCUACUAGCGGCUUCACACUGGAAAUAGAAAGGAAAAAACGCACUAAAAGUACAGCCUUCUGGAGGAUCAAGCCAAACAAUGUUUCUGUUGUUUUACAUGCAAAAGAACCUUAUAUUGAAAAAGACGAAGAGCCAGAAGUGGAUACGAAACCAACUAGGACAUCAAAGACAUUUUCACGUGUGACCGAUUUUCCUAGGAGGUCAGCUUUCACCACGCGUAUGCCACCGAUCGCCACCACGAAGGAAAGCACUGACUUUGGCGAACCCACAGAGCCAGAAGAUGUUCCUCAGCUCUCGGGUGCAUUUGAUGAAGAAAAGCUUGAAGCAUCUACAUUUGUGAAACAGCCACAGGGUUUGAAUAAUGAUGACAUUUUGAAAAAAAUUUCAGAUAUUCAUUCCCAGGUGCAACAGGCGCCUCUUCGUGACGACCUCAACAAAGAGUCUAGAGAGGACAUUCAGGCCUCCAAAGAUCACCUGAGACGAAGCAUUGCUCUGGCGGCAGCCGCGGAACAUAAACUAACCAAAAUGUACGAAUCGCAGAUCUUGCCGCUGGGACAGACUGGUGAUGAAGUCGGUAACCUUGAAACUGUUAUUAACAUGCUGUACAAUUCUAGAUCCAAGUUAUCUGAAUAUUUUGAUAUUAAAUAUGUUCCACCAGAGAUGAGAGAAAAAGCUAGUACAGUGUUCGCCACAUUGAAAGAAGUAUUAUGUGUAGGUCGAGAAGAAACUCAAAGGCUUAUUAGGAAGUUAAUAAAGAAUAAUAUAAAAAUUUUAAACUUACUUGAUACUCCAUGACUGCGCACUCAUUCACAGGAGAGAAAUAAGCGUUUUACUGAUUUCAAAGAUGUAGAAGAAUAUUUUCUAUAGUAGUUUAAUAUGCUAACAUCUUUACCUGUCAUGUGUUAUGCAAAAUUUUCAUUUGCACGAAAAAUCUAGUAAUUUAAAAUAAAAUUUUGUUCAGUAGAUUGUAGUUUUUCUCAUUAAUUUUAAA